AUAAUUCACUUCGCCAUCUAUUCUUAUUAUUUCUAAUUCUUUGGUCUCAAAAUUUACGUUGAGUAUUCGUUCUAUGUAUCCUUUAAAUCAUAGCAUUAUUUUUUGUAUUGCUUAUCGGAUAAAUAACAUACUUGGCAGUGUAAAGUAGAUUGAAGAUGUUUAAUCAAAGCGGGGGACUACAAACUGGUACGUCGACUACUUCUAAUCCAAUGCAGGAUUAUGAGGUUGUCUCCCCACCUGAUGAUUCUGUCUCCAGUCUCGCAUUUAGUCCUGCUUGUAUUCCACAAAAUUUCCUCGUUGCUGGCUCUUGGGAUUGCAACGUUCGCUGUUGGGAAGUCGAGCAAUCUGGUAAAACUGUUCCUAAAUCAAUGCAAUCCAUGGCCGCUCCAGUUCUUGAUGUUUGUUGGAGUGAUGAUGGAACGAAAGUAUUCAUGGCAGGUUGUGACAAAACAGCGAAAUGUUGGGAUUUAGCUUCCAAUCAGAGUAUUCAAGUAGCACAACAUGAUGCACCUAUUAAAACUUGUCAUUGGAUUAAAGCAACCACAUAUUCAUGUCUUAUGACUGGUUCUUGGGAUAAAACCUUAAGAUUUUGGGAUCUGCGAAGUCCUAAGCCAGCAAUGACUAUAAAUUUAGUAGAAAGAUGUUACUGUGCUGAUGUUGAUUAUCCAAUGGCAGCAGUAGGAACUGCUGGACGUGGAUUAAUAGUUUAUCAAUUGGAAGGCAGUCCUCGAGAGUAUAAGACGGUAGAACUAAAUUUAAAAUAUCAGUAUCGAUGUAUCGCGAUUUUUAGAGAUAAGAAGAAAGUUCCAACUGGUUUUGCAAUUGGCAGUACAGAGGGUCGUGUAGCCAUACACCAUCUGAAUCUAGGUUCAAAAGAAAACUUCACUUUCAAAUGUCAUAGAACAAAUGGAACCCCUAAUGGAUACCAAGAUAUCUAUGCAGUAAAUGAUAUCGCAUUUCAUCCGGUUCAUGGUACUAUUGCAACCGUUGGAGGUGAUGGUACGUUUGGAUUUUGGGACAAAGAUGCUAGAACUAAACUGAAGUCUUCAGAACCUAUGGAGCAACCAAUUACUCGAUGUUGCUUCAAUCAUAAUGGGCAAAUAUUUGCAUAUGCAGUGUCAUACGAUUGGUCAAAAGGUCAUGAAUACUAUAAUCCAGCAAAGAAGAAUCCUAUAUUCCUUAGACCCUGCUUUGAAGAACUAAAACCUAAAGCGUCGCCAUAAGAGGAAUACUAUACAAUCAGGCUAAAAGGUUUCUGAAUUCUGUGAUGUUUUAAGAUAAUAGAUUUUAUAAUUACAGAAUAUGCUGUUUACAUUAAUAAAUUAUAGUUUUCCUAUCUUCUUUUUAGUUA
Molecule: messenger RNA, 1351 nt
Organism: Bombus pyrosoma
Lineage: Eukaryota; Metazoa; Arthropoda; Insecta; Hymenoptera; Apidae
Gene: Rae1
Product: protein Rae1
Exons: 7
Coding region: 156-1223 (355 amino acids)
Biological process (GO): transcription-dependent tethering of RNA polymerase II gene DNA at nuclear periphery; RNA export from nucleus
Cellular component (GO): nuclear pore
Molecular function (GO): ubiquitin binding; RNA binding
Source: RefSeq, a predicted model, not a curated record